GAUGGGGGUGAAUGGCGUGGCACUGGGAAGCUACGGUAGUGUUUCUUGCGCGUGCUCGUGCGCCACGCUGUCUUCCAUGUGCACGGCGCAGAUCGUGAUCGUCGGCGACGGGAAAAACCAAUGAGAUCAAUGAGGGAAUGUUAUACGCUUAAAAUUGUGCAUGAGCGUCCAUCAGGUCCAAGGGACUCCUUAUCUCCUCAUUUAAAUUUGGCGUCAGAUUCGUCGGAGGCGGAGAUUAUCACACAAAGUGCUUUGCUUCCAACUUUACAAAAACAUACAAAGGACGGGGAAAGAAGAAUGUUACAGAUGUUGGCAUGCGUGUUAUUUCCUGUAUUUACAUGCUGGAACAGAUUCAAUGAAAAUAUACCAGCGCCCCCCCCAAAAAAUGCUUAUCGACAAAACCGUGUCUCCAAAGUCAUCUCUAAGUGGACGUCAUAUCCUGGUGCAGUGGUCAGUCAGUGUAUUUACAUUCCAUAAAGGAUCCAAAUGAAAACAUGCUGCAGAAAGAAUGAGAGCAGGAGGAAGACGAGCACCGAUGUGUGGAGAGAGUGUGGGAGAAAAAGGAGAAGCAAAACAAAGCCCUGCAUUGUUGACUGUGGCAUUUCUCUUUUAUGAGCACACUUGGGAUCGGGGGAUUUACAAAAUGGACAACGGGGUGUGCAGCUAAUCACAAUACAGAAGGUCAGAAGUAAGAGAACAGAGAAGAUUUGGGAGGAAGAAGAGAGAAGUGAGGGUGUGUAAAUAGAGAACAAUACAGUAAUGUGUAUCACAAUCAUAACUGCUGACUGUAAUAGAUGAAAGGAUGAUGGACGGAGCAGGUGACAGGGCAGAGCCCAUGGGAUGAGCAGGGGUUAUUUCAGGCUUUGUAAUAGGAUAACUGUCAGAACGGGGAAACACAACUGUUCGUGGAUUUAGUUUGUAAUUUUUUGCUUGCUUAAAUCUGUUUGUGUUUUCUUUUUGGCCAUUUCUCCGUGGAUGCAACACAGACGGUCUGAACGCGGGGACUCUCCGGUGAAGUGGCUCGAUCGCUUCCAUUUCUCUCAGUCAUUUUCCAGUCGAUGCUUCGGGCUGAUAUCGAAACGUACUGAAACUAUCUCAGCUGCCGGACCUUGAUUGAAAACAAGCUUUCUGAUGACAAACUGGUAGCAUGUCAUCUUUAAUGAGGCUUUAAUGAUUCAUGAGUACUUUGGAAUGCAACUAAAAUACCUUUAAGCUUCAAAAGUUCAGGAUAAAACUACAAAUUUGUAUCUAGAGUAUCUACAGUAUGCUUUUCCUUUGAUUUAGUUUUGCUCAACCGACAUAAAAUGUACCAGUGGUUGAUUUUGGCACAUGUGGAAUUAGUCUCCAAACAUCCAGAGCUACACGAGUAGAUUUCCUGUGAAAUUACAGUAAUAAAAUGCACACACACACACACACACACACACACACACACACACACACACACACACACACACACACACACACACACACGCCGUUUUGAUGCUCACUGCUGUGCGUGCCCCCCUUCCCGCUUCCUGAUCACCAUCACCAUGGUUACAAUGAUGCAGGUUACCGUGGCAGCCAAGCAAACCCCACAAUCGCCGAUACAAUGGCGCACGUGCUUUGCCCCGCAGGCACAUACGCAGGCUGUGACGCUAAAGAGCGAGACCUAGAGUUUCUUGAGCUAUUUCUGGAAUAAGAAGUGGUGUUUAACGUCAUUACUGCAUUCACCUGGUCCCCAUCACUUUGAUCAUCUCUAAACCACUUGCUGGCUAUUUCAUCAGUACGCUAUGAACAUAUUCAUCCAGAGUCCGGUUGUUGGCGUUUUAUUGUUAAAAUAAAUUAUGAAAGCAAUUGGAACGAGGAUUCCUUUUAAUAAAUAUCCAGUGCAUCAUGUCUGUUAUUGUAUCUGCAGGUUCUGGUUCUUUACCCGCUUGCGUUUGUGCUUGUUCUUUUUACAUAGGCCUGAGCUCUACUACGGCUGGAUGUGACCACCAGGUGGUCACACUGGGAACUGUCACAUGAGGACCCAUUCUCUAAUGUUUUGUUACUUCUAAGAAGAAGAACACUCCAAGUGUUGGAGUGUUUAGUUUUUAAAACAAGUUAUUUUUAAGGCUUGCAGAAGAAAUAAAGAAUUAUUUUUAUUAAUAAUUAAUCCAGUGAUACUUUCAAGAAUAUAUCAAACAGUGUCUGACGACUGUAAUAAUAAGCCGACUUCCAUCUUUUGGUUUUUCUGCUUGUGUGCAAACUUAUAUUAGUCUGCUCACCUUUGUCUCUUUCAGGAUUUACUCCAACUUCUUAGUAGUAAUCUCAUUUCUUCUAAUCCAUCCCUCCUCACCUCACCCAUGCGCUCACACACAAAUAAACACAUGUACAGUAGCCUAGAUUCCUCAUAUAGAGCAGCAGCCAUUCAUGUUGUUGGACUACUGCUGUCGUUGUUGUGGAUUCACGCUGAUAAAACGCCAUGGAACCUUAUCCUUCAAGACUACGCCCAGCGAUACGUGGGUCGUCCUGCAAAACCUGCUGAUGUGCAUGGUGUGCUUCUACUCGCUCUACUACAUUGCGGUCAGCCUCUGCAUCGGGCUGCUCAGGGUCCAUGAGAUCAACAGCUUGUUGGCUCCAUUUGAUUACACAACGCAACCGUCAUGGCAGAACCCCAAAUACCUCGUUGGUGUCAUUUCUACAGAGGUGACCUAUAUUCUGGGCGGGCUGGUGUUCGCCUGGAUUGUAGAGGAGUGGGUGUGGGAUUACGCCAUAACUGUCACACUGCUGCACGUCGCCAUGACUGUAGCAGUGAUGUCGGACUUCCCUUCAGCUGAGCACUGGUGGAUAGCUCUGGACUCACAGCUGCUCACCUCCUACGUGCCUUCAGAUUCAGGUUUCCUGAGGUUCAGGCCUGGUGAUGAUGAUAUUUGGAGGGCAGCUCCUGGCCUACAAACUCUUCAGAAGCAACUUUGUCUAUCCAGCUGAACUGCAGAACUUCUAAUGAGUCCAACGAGGACAGCCUGUAACUGGCUUAAGGGUUAAUCUCAGGUCCAGAUUCAUCACAGUGGUCUCAAUUUGUGAAGCAUCAUAUUCACAGUAUGUUGGUAUAAUUUGAGCAACUAAUAAAGCAUCUACAUCUAUUCUGUUUUGGUUAUAUAGUAGAUACUAUAACUUUAUUGAAAACUAAUAGGCCUGUAUUUUUACAACUGGUGACAUUUCUACUACACCAGAAACUAUUUUAGAAACAAACAGCUAAAACCAGUCACCAGCAUCUGUAGCAUGAAUGUCCUCUGUAUAUAAAUUCUCAUCUACUCUACAAAUUGAAAUAAAUUGUGGUUGUGUGUAUUAUUUGAAUGUAUUGACAAAAAUAUUUAAAUGGAAUUUAUUGAGCAUGAAAUACUAUUAAAAUUACGUAAAUACGUUUUUAUGUAAAUGUGUCUAUACUGUAGGGAUGGAUUUUGUUUACUGUGCAUAAUUAAAUUAAUUAUGUAAAAUUA
Messenger RNA from Betta splendens (Siamese fighting fish), 3461 nucleotides. It is a transcript of the gene tmem244, whose product is annotated as transmembrane protein 244. NCBI's taxonomy places the organism in Eukaryota, Metazoa, Chordata, Actinopteri, Anabantiformes, Osphronemidae. The coding region runs from base 2392 to 2949 and encodes 185 amino acids. The record is from RefSeq and is a predicted model, not a curated record. The transcript is spliced from 7 exons.